This is a messenger RNA of Eupeodes corollae, 5068 nucleotides long. It is a transcript of the gene S1P, whose product is annotated as membrane-bound transcription factor site-1 protease. The record is from RefSeq and is a predicted model, not a curated record. Gene Ontology annotation, molecular function: serine-type endopeptidase activity. The transcript is spliced from 6 exons. Gene Ontology annotation, cellular component: Golgi apparatus. The coding region runs from base 572 to 4624 and encodes 1350 amino acids. Gene Ontology annotation, biological process: proteolysis. Lineage: Eukaryota; Metazoa; Arthropoda; Insecta; Diptera; Syrphidae.
CAAAUAGAAAAGAAGUGUCAACUCAAGAAAGUGCUCUAUUUAUAGCUACCGAGUUUUAAAGAAAACACAAAUAAAUUGAUAAACAAAGUGAAAUUAUUCUCAAAACAUAGUAAACAACUUUAUUUAAUAUAUUUUCAAUUCAAUAUCAUCAAAGAAAUCGCACUAAAAUUGUUAGAUAACUAAAAUAAAUACAAAAAUGUAAAGCUCCACCGACAUUUUUUAAUACAAAAAUCUGUGUUUUUCACUUUAAAGUUAGUGCGUCCAUCGUCCAUGUUUUGAGUUGCCUUUUGUUUUAAUAUCAAUUAAAACAAAUUAAUUUGAAGAAAGAAGAAAGAGAAAAACCUAGCAAGUAUUUUUUCAAAGUAAAAGCACUACUAUGUGCUAAUUCUCUACAACGCAAUGAAUAAAUUCCGGGAAAAACAAUCUACUGUUCCAAUUUACAAAUACAUUGGAAUUUCAUAUCGUCGUCGAUAAGAGUUUUAGAAGACAACGCAAAGAAAACAACAAACUGCUCCUUUCCUUCCUAUAUUCAACAAAAAAGAAAACAUCAAAGUCUAAGUCGACUACGAGUAUGAUCUCCGUUUCUUCCAAAUCCCACCACAACCCUCCGAAGCACCGACACCACCACCUCCACCACCAUCACUUCCUCCAUCCUCUCCAUCAAAUUCAUUCACUUGCCGCUUUGUUUGUUUUGCUUAUCAUAUCUGCCGUUGUAAGUACGUCCACUGAGAAUCAUCUCCAACACCCAAUCGCUUCGAGUCCAAAACAAAAUCAAUACAGUCGCGAAAACGUUGAAGAAUUGAACAGGGAAAUUCCCCUCCUCCCCACUGUUUUUGCUGAUGAUUUGCCGGGAGCGGAAGGACCGCUGCCGUCCUCGCCGUCGUCAACAAAUUGUUGCAAUGAUACAACGAAAGCGAGUAAGGCGGCUCAUCGGUUCGAAGUUAAAUUUAGCACCAAAGUUGUACAAAAUGAAUACAUAGUGGCGUUUAAUAAUUAUUAUCAAUCAACUGCCAGGGAGAAUUACUUAAAGGCAGCCCUCAAUUAUUCAAAUCUCUAUAAAUGGAAAAUUAUACCCCGACUUAAUCCCGCCAGUGAUUAUCCCAGUGAUUUUGAUGUAAUUUUACUAGAGGAAGAUCCCAGCUUAUCUGGGCUAGAAGCCCUCAAGUCUCAUCCGGCCAUUAAAAGUGUCACACCCCAACGAAUGGUACAUAGAACUCUCAAAUACAUCCCCAUAUCUGAGGCAGAGAGUCGAGCUGAAUGGGAAAAAUCCCAGCAACUAAACAACGAAAUCGACGAAGAAGAGGAUAUUCGUUUGUUGGAAGAAUUAAUUGAUAGUCUGCCGGCGGGGGAUAUAAAACGAAGACUCCUGCAAGUCAUAGAUAUUCCUGCUGGUGAAACAGCUGCACAACAAAAUCAAACACUAAAUCAAACCAAAGAUGCAAUUAAUCAACAGCGUCAUGCAAAUCGUCGUUUGUUGCGUGCUGUGCCGCGGCAAAUUACAUCGAUGCUGCGAGCCGACAUUCUCUGGGGCAUGGGCAUCACUGGGAAGGGUGUGAAAGUAGCUGUUUUCGAUACUGGCCUAUCGAAGAAUCAUCCGCACUUCAAGCGAAUCAAAGAACGUACCAAUUGGACGAAUGAAAAAUCGCUGGACGAUGGUGUUAGUCAUGGGACGUUCGUUGCUGGGGUAAUAGCUUCGGCGAAGGAGUGUUUGGGAUUUGCUCCUGAUGCUGAAUUGCAUAUUUAUAGAGUGUUUACAAAUAAUCAGGUGUCUUAUACGUCAUGGUUUCUGGAUGCCUUCAAUUAUGCCAUUUUGAAAAAAAUAAAUGUCCUCAAUCUUAGCAUUGGCGGACCGGAUUUUCUGGAUCAUCCUUUUGUUGAUAAAGUCCUUGAGUUGACGGCAAAUAAGGUCAUAAUGAUUUCGGCCAUUGGCAAUGAUGGCCCACUUUAUGGAACUCUCAACAACCCAGGCGAUCAGAGCGAUGUUAUUGGAGUGGGAGGUAUGAACUUCGAAGAGAACAUCGCCAAGUUCAGUUCGCGUGGAAUGACAACUUGGGAAUUGCCAAACGGAUAUGGUCGUCUGAAGCCGGACAUCGUCACCUAUGGUAGUCAAGUUAAGGGGAGCAAUGUGCGUGGUGGUUGCCGUUCCUUAUCGGGAACAUCUGUGGCAUCGCCCGUUGUUGCUGGAGCAGUCACACUAAUUGCCAGUGGAGUUCUGCACAAAAUGGAUGUUAUUAAUCCGUCAUCAAUGAAGCAGGCACUUCUUGAGGGCGCAACCCGCCUUACGGACAAUAACAUGUUUGAGCAGGGUCAUGGCAAAUUAAACAUUUUGAAGAGCAUGAAAAUUCUCUCAACCUACACGCCCAAAGUGACCUUGAGUCCGCCAUACCUGGAUUUUACGGAAGAUUACAUGUGGCCUUAUAGUACCCAAUCUCUGUACUACACCAGUUCUCCGGUGAUUGCAAAUGUAACCAUUCUCAAUGGAAUGGGAGUAACGGGUCGUAUAAUAAAUCGGCCUACGUGGCAUCCCUACACAAAGCAGAAUGGGAACCUGAUAAAUGUGUCCAUAUCUGUGUCGGAGGUUCUUUGGCCGUGGUCUGGAUGGAUGGCUGUUCAUAUUGUUGUUAACGAGAAAGGUGCGAAUUUUGAAGGACUGUCCUUGGGUCAUAUAACCCUGACAGUUCAAAGUUUGGCUGGCCCAGAAGAGUCUGAGGCUCGCAACAGUACGGUUAGCUUCCCGAUACGUGUGAAAAUCAUUCCAAAGCCGCCUCGUCAUAAGCGAAUUCUGUGGGAUCAGUAUCACAGUCUGCGAUAUCCCCCAGGAUAUCUACCAAGGGAUAAUUUGAAAAUCAAGUCAGAUCCACUGGACUGGCGAGCCGAUCACAUCCACACCAACUUCAAGGACAUGUACACGCACCUCCGAAAUGCUGGUUACUACAUUGAAGUGUUAGGUGCUCCAUGCACAUGCUUCAAUGCCUCCGACUACGGGACUCUUCUUAUUGUUGAUCCUGAGGAGGAAUUCUUCGAUGAGGAAAUAGCCAAGCUGAAGGACGACAUUUACACCCAUGAACUGAGUGUGGUUAUAUUCGGUGAUUGGUAUAACACCACUGUGAUGAAGAAGAUCAAAUUCUUCGAUGAGAACACCCGGCAGUGGUGGAUUCCUGAUACGGGUGGGGCAAAUGUGCCGGCAUUGAAUGAAUUGCUAAGCGAAUUUGGCAUCGCCUUAGGAGACUUUGUAGCGGAGGGUUACUAUACGUUGGGAGAUCAUAGCAUGUAUUAUGCCAGUGGAACGACUAUUGUCCGUUUCCCAAAGACCAAUGGAAGCAUUUUGAUUGAAGCUGAUCUACACGAUCAAGGUUUAGAGAUUCUUAAAACUCAAGAGGCAACUCUUAAAGCAAAAAAGUCGGUUCCUAUCCUGGGAUUGCUUCAACUGAAUCAUGACCUCCACAAGCUCUACGCCCCAAACAAUGAUUUUCAACAGGCCAGCUUCGAAGAGAACGCCAUCGAUCAACCUGAUGUCGAUUUGGAAGCACAGCAAGUUGACAAAAAUCCAAUUCUCAAUAAGAGAACCCUUCUGGAGGACACCACGAAUAGCAAAAAGGACAACAAAACCAAUGAGCAUCGAAUGCUUAAGUUUGACAAUAAUGAUAUUAUAAAGAAAUUAGAAAAAUUUGACGACCUAACUAACGAUGUGGACAUGGCCCAUAAUCUGGACACAGGUUUGGCCGAGGACGAAAGCAACGAAAAUGAUCAGCAAAUUUUACCUCGAGACGAAGUACCCGCUACAAAAGCAUCCAGCGGCAAUGAUGAGCCAAAAAUCAAAAGAGCCGAAGGGCGCAUAGCGAUUUUUGGUGACUCCAAUUGCCUGGAUUCGACACAUUUGGAGAAGCCGUGUUAUUGGCUUCUGGACGCACUCCUUGAAUUCACAAUGAAUUCCCACGUAUCGAAUUUACUCCGUGAUCUGAAUAAGAUCAAUCACAUUUCCAUGUCAGAAAAUAGAAAACCGUUGCCAUCACGUCUAGCUGGGAGCAACCUGCAUCAGUAUUCAAAAGUUCUAGAUCCGAAUAGUCCGCUGAAAAAGCGUGAAAUACCAAGGUGUGUCCAAAUGGAUUGGGAGCAGCCAAUAUUUCUCAAUCUGACGGCGCAGCACGAUCUCAAGCAGCAAAAUGAACGCAUAAUGGGUGGAGUUGUCAGCCACCAGGAGGAUGGUGAGAUAAGUGCGAAUUUUUUGCGAAAACUUGAGAGCCAAAAAGCCAUUCUAGCGCCAGAGGACCUAGAUCUUGGAUCAGCUGGAGCUGGUACAGGUUGGCGUGGAAAGAAAUCUGAAAAUGCAAUGUAUGUAGAUGAUGCCAAUAGCAACUACAACGAUCCCCACAUAAUGCAUCUGCGACAAGGAGGCGGCGCUGGCGGAUCAAGUGGCGGUGUUGGAAUCGGAAUCAUUAGCAACAAAAAUUCAGACGAAGAGACUCUCAGUUAUUCAUUGCUAGCUUUAGUUAUAUUAACAUUUUUAGUUUUUAUAUUAUUUAUAAAUUGGUUCAAACGACGAAGACUCAGUAGCGGUGCUAACGGUAGUAAUCGCCCCAGCCGGAGUCGGCGGUUUUCUUUUUUGGGCAAUCUUGGUCUGUAGCAAUAUUUUUAGAUAAAGAAAAAAUGUGAGUUUUAGGGAAAAUUCAUUUCAUUUGCAUUUUGAAUUUUUGUUUCUUAUUUUUAUUUUAAAUGUGAUUCACAUGGUUUAUGAAAUUAAAUUCCAUUUCUUAUAUUUUUAUGUUGUUUAUUUGAGAAAUAUACAUAUUUACAUAUAUUUUUAUAUUAUUAUUAUUUUAUUUUUACAUGAGGACAAAAUCUUAUGAUCUUUUUAGAAGUAGAGUGCGAUCUGUUAUAAUAGUUUUAUUUUAUUGAAUUUUAAUUUAAUAUCAUCUGCGCAGGAAUUGUUUAAUAUUAUGUUCAAUUAAAAUUAACAUAGUUUUUUUUUUAAAUAAUACAAUUUUAUCUUUUACGCUGUAUUUAAGGAAACAAAUGUGUCUCAGAUGGACGUUUACUCGUUCACACAAAUAAAAACAAAUUAAAUUAA